AUGGCUCCCACCGUCAUUGCAUUCGAUCUCUACGGAACGAUUCUAUCCACCGACUCCAUCGUCAAAACCCUGGCCGGCAUAUUCGGAGAUGAAAAAGCCAAGACAAUUGCGACGCAAGCACGGCGGUACCAGCUGGAGUACUCAUGGCGCAUAAACAGCAUGGGCAUGUAUCAGCCGUUCAACGAGUUGACCCGGUGGUCAUUCCGGCAUGCUGCCGCAGAGAUUGGCGAGAAGCUGUCACCGGAGCAAGAGGAUUCCGUCAUGAGUGCCUACGACGGCCUAGACGCGUUUCCAGAGGUCGAAGCAGCGCUCAGCCUCGUCGCAAAGACGCCAGCAAUCGAAGCCUACGUGUUUUCCAACGGCACCGAGCCCAUGAUUACUUCGUCGCUGAAGACCUCGCCGUCGCUGGCCAGGUCUUCUGGAUCCAUCUUCCCGGCGUCGCGCAUCGUCAGCGUUGAUCCCUUGAGGGUGUUUAAGCCAGACCGGCGGACGUAUGAGCACUUUGCCAAGGUGGUGAAUUUGGAGUCUCGGCCGGACAAGAUAUGGCUUGUGUCUUCGAACCCUUUUGAUGCUGUCGGUGCGAGAGCGGCGGGGUGGAGGAGCGUUUGGGUGAACCGGAAUGCCAGCGUGGGCUGGGUCGAUGGCUUGAGCGGUGCUGUUGGGCUGCAGCCGACGAAGAUUGUGAAGGGAGUGGACGAGGCAGUCGAAGAGAUUAUCAAGACUGAUGUUCAAGGCGAAUAA
This is a messenger RNA of Trichoderma reesei QM6a, 741 nucleotides long. RefSeq lists its product as uncharacterized. Gene Ontology annotation, molecular function: hydrolase activity, acting on halide bonds, in C-halide compounds. The coding region runs from base 1 to 741 and encodes 246 amino acids. The record is from RefSeq and is a predicted model, not a curated record. NCBI's taxonomy places the organism in Eukaryota, Fungi, Ascomycota, Sordariomycetes, Hypocreales, Hypocreaceae. The transcript is spliced from 2 exons.